CACAGCUGGAGCCGGCGCAGUCUGCGCGGCGCUGUCGCCCUCGCGCUCCCGCUGCCCGGCCCGCGGCCGGCGGACUUUGCGGAGGGCCCCCGGCGUAGGCGGCGACGGGUGUGGGCCGAGCCGGUAUUUAUAGCUCGGUGACAGCUGCGGUGGCAGCGACGCCGCCGGCCCGUCUCGCCGCGCUUCCCAGCGAGGCCGCGGGCUCGGCGGAGGGCUGCGCUCCACAGGGUCUCCCGAGUGCGGACGCCCAGAGCCCGCGCGGCCCCCUUGGUAAACUACGGAAUUGAAGUUUUGAAGGAUGGGUAAAGACUUCCGUUAUUAUUUCCAGCAUCCCUGGUCUCGGUUGAUUGUGGCUUACUUGGUGAUCUUCUUUAACUUCUUAAUAUUUGCGGAGGACCCAGUUUCUCAUAGCCAAACAGAAGCCAACGUUAUUGUUGUUGGAAACUGUUUUUCAUUUGUAACAAAUAAAUACCCUAGAGAAGUUGGCUGGAGGCUUUUGAAGGUGCUUCUAUGGCUACUUGCCAUUCUCAUAGGACUAAUAGCUGGCAAAUUUCUGUUCCAUCAGCGUUUGUUUGGUCAGUUGCUUCGGUUAAAAAUGUUUCGAGAGGAUCAUGGAUCGUGGAUGACAAUGUUCUUCAGCACAAUUCUCUUUCUCUUCAUAUUUUCUCACAUAUACAACACGAUUCUUCUAAUGGAUGGGAACAUGGGAGCGUAUAUCAUUACAGACUAUAUGGGCAUCCGAAAUGAAAGUUUCAUGAAAUUAGCUGCAGUAGGGACCUGGAUGGGGGACUUUGUCACAGCUUGGAUGGUCACUGAUAUGAUGCUUCAGGACAAGCCCUAUCCUGAUUGGGGAAAAUCUGCAAGAGCUUUCUGGAAGAAAGGAAAUGUUAGGAUUAUUUUAUUCUGGACGGUUCUUUUCACUCUGACAUCUGUGGUUGUACUUGUCAUUACAACUGACUGGAUCAGCUGGGACAAGCUAAAUCGGGGAUUUUUGCCCAGUGAUGAAGUUUCCAGAGCCUUCCUGGCUUCUUUCAUCUUGGUCUUUGACCUCCUUAUUGUAAUGCAGUUUCUUUCCAGCUUUGACGUCUUCCCCAAGCUGCAGACCCACAUUCCACUUGUCUUCUGGACACUGCCACCUGAAUAUCCCACAGGAGUCUCAUACUUAACAGUGAGGACUUGUUUUAUGACCUUACCAUUCUCCCCCAAAUUGCUCUGCCUCCUAUAUUUUGUGGUUGUUGUUAAUUAUGUCACCAUCUAUUCAGUCUCUCAAGCAAGGAAAAUAGAUUUGCCUUUUGCUUCUCCCAUACCUUUGGUUCUCAUAUCCAAUAUAUUGACAUCAGUGCCAUCAUUAAUUUCUCAAACCUCACUCCUGCCUUCCUAGCACUGGCCUCAUCAAGUCUUCCAUAGACUUUUACAGUAACUUCUUAUCACAAGACGCUCCCCACUCUAGUCAUUAAUCUACCUACAUUAUUACUAUAGUCAUCUUCCUAAGGACAGGUUUGAUCAUGUCAUUCACCAGCUCCAGAAUCUCUUGUUGGCCCCAUUGCAUGUUGCAUAAAGUCCAAUCAUGGAAGCAUUGGAAAUAAAACCCUCAGGUACUGGCCUCUCAGUCUCAUUCCUACCACUCAGAUUCAACCAUACUGAACUUCUCACCCUUCCCUGCACAAACCUGGCCCGUUCACAACUAUUUUAUGCUCUUUUGCUUCAGCUGGAAAAACCUUAGCCAUCUUAGUCAUCUUUUCAACAGGAGGACAAAAAUCACCUUCUCUGGGGAGCCUUUUUGAAUGCUUUCCGGCAGGAUGACUUUCUUCCCCCCUCUCUGUCCUUUGACACUUUACUUCCUACCUGCAACCUAGCACUUACCAUGUUUAUGAUGAUUUCCCUAUCUUGGUGUCUGCGUCCAUUAGACUGUGAGAUCCUGUAGGACAGAGAAGUAUCAAAAAUUCUCUGUGUCCCCAGAGCCUCACGGGGAGCCUACACAAUGGCUACAGAGUAAGUGUUGACUAUAUGAAUGAAUAAAAAAGCAUAAUGAAAUGACUAAGUCAGAGGAUGGACACUUAGUGUGGCUUCAGAAAGCAGAACAAUAGGAGGGCAGGAUCUGGCUAAAUGCAGAGCAGAACAUUCUAAGUGUCAGAGCUCUUUUUAGGAAGUAAAAGUGUCCCUUCUGUAGAAAAGCUCGGAAGUGGUUGACCACUUAUGAGUGGUUGGCUAGGGGAUUUGUGCAUAAAGUAAGGGGUGGCCGUACUGUAUGCCUCUAAUUCAGUUCAGAAGUUGUGUUAUUCUUCAUUAGUACACAGUCCUCAGAUCAUCUGACCAUUUCGAGUAAUCAGUAAUAGCUGAAUUUUAACCCUAGCUCUGGAAGCUUAUUUCCUAUAAAUAACUGGGAAUGUAUUCAGUUGGAACUCAGCUGAGACAGGGAGAGUGGUAUAUCAAGCAAACACAAAUGACACACUGUAAUUUUUAGAGGAUUGUACAUAAAAACCAAAGUAUCCUGUUUUUAACCUUGAGAGGAAGUGGGCAUUUGCCUUUUGGUACUCUCAGUGCAGGGAGCAACUUCCUCCCACUCCUGCCUUCUAGUUUGGCAUUAAGGGACAUUGCCCAGUCUGAACUUGGAUUGAGUCCAACCCUGUCUCCUUGUGCUAAAUUGUAGGUCUAAUAUCUCUGUGGUUUUAUAAUAACAUAAAUCAUUAUAAUGUAUUGUUUUUAUAUAGCACCUUUCUCUAAGGAACAUAAAGUGCUGCAUGGACGUUAUCUCAUUAAAUCUCACAGUGCACUGGGGACAUUGAGAGGAUGCAGGUGAUAUUGUAUCCCCUUUGAACCCAGAGUUGAAAAGGAAUUGCUUCAACCAAAACUAAAUAAAAGCAAGAUUGAAUAAAAGCAAGAUUUAUAAGACAAUAUAAGAUUAGAGUUUAAAGAAAGAAAUUGUUGGAAUUAAAGAGAGAUUUAAAAA
Messenger RNA from Delphinapterus leucas (beluga whale), 2950 nucleotides. Lineage: Eukaryota; Metazoa; Chordata; Mammalia; Artiodactyla; Monodontidae. The record is from RefSeq and is a predicted model, not a curated record.